This is a messenger RNA of Anthostomella pinea, 1413 nucleotides long. Lineage: Eukaryota; Fungi; Ascomycota; Sordariomycetes; Xylariales; Xylariaceae. The record is from the annotation of a GenBank genome assembly.
AUGACCGCCGACCAAGCCCAACAAGACCUCAUUGUCCUCAGCAUGCCGCCGGCGAAGAAGUCGCCACUGCUGGUCUUCACCGCCGCGGCGGCAGCGGGCCACACCUCGCAGCCGCUGCAGCUUGCGCGCGAGCUCGUCGGCCGCGGCCAUGACGUCGUCUUCAUGUCGUCGACCGAGUUCCGCGCCGGCGUCGAGAAGGCCGGCGCCGAGUGGUUCGAGUGCCCCGAGUUCCUGCCGGCGGCCCAUGAGGCGGCGCGCCAGGGCAUUCCCCCGGGCCCGCCGCGCAUGCUCUACGACAUGCAUCACCUCUUCAUCGACGGGAUGAUCGAGCGCGCGGCCAGGAUGCGCGCGCUGCUGGAGAUGGUGCGCGAGCGCGAGCCGGAGCGCGAGGUCAUCGUCUUUGCGGAGGCGGCUAGCAUGGUAAUGAUACCUUUCUUCCACGGCGCGCCCCUGCCCCGCGGCUACGCCAAGCUGCCGAAGGCCAUUGGCCUGGGGGUCGUUCCACUGGUGGUUAGGAGCGACGACACGGCGCCGUUCGGGCCCGGGGUCCCGCCCGACGCCAGCGAGUCCGGCCGCGCCCGCAACAAUAUGCUCUACGACCUGAUGUACGGCGGGCCCUUCAAGAGCAGCGACGACCACUUCCGCCAGGUGCUGCGCGACCAGCUUGGCUGUACGCGCGAGCCCGAUGGCUUCAUGUUCGAUAUCUGGUUCAAGGCCUGUCACACUAUGUUCCAGAUGUGCAGUCCCAGCAUGGACUACCCGCGCCACGACCUGGACCUGCGCAUCCGCUACGCAGGCGCGCUGCCGCCCCGGCCGCUCGACCCCGCGUUCGCCCUGCCGUCGUGGUGGGCCGAGAUCACGGCCAACGCGGCGCUGCCGCCCGACUCGCCCGACCGCAAGAAGGUCGUGUCCGUGUCCCAGGGCACCGUCAACUUCGACUACAGCGAGCUGCUGCUGCCGACGCUGCAAGGGCUCGCGGACCGCGCCGACGUGCUCGUGGUCGCCAUCCUCGGCUCGCGCGGCGCGACGCUCCCGCCCGACGCCGAGGUCCCCGCCAACGCGCGCGUCGUCGACUACCUGCCUUACGACGCGAUCCUGGCACACGCCGAUGUCUCGAUCAACAACGGCGGGUUCGGCGGCUUUGUCCAUGGCGCUGUUAAUGGUGUGCCCUUGGUCCUUGCUGGUGUCACCGAGGACAAGGUCGAGGUUUCUGCCAUGGCCGAGUACUCGGGCAUGGCGGUUAAUCUUAAAACCCAGCGGCCGACGCCGGAGGCGGUUGCCGAGGCCGUGGGGAGGAUCCUGGAGGAACCUAAGUUCAAGCGGCGCGCUAUGCGGCUGAGGCAGGACAAUAGGGAUUUGGAUACGGUGAACUUGAUCGAGAAGCAGAUCCUGGAGUAUGCUGCGGAGGGAUGA